Conger conger (European conger) is the source of this 1038-nucleotide messenger RNA. Its product is annotated as Ras-related and estrogen-regulated growth inhibitor-like protein. Lineage: Eukaryota; Metazoa; Chordata; Actinopteri; Anguilliformes; Congridae. The record is from RefSeq and is a predicted model, not a curated record. The coding region runs from base 68 to 721 and encodes 217 amino acids. The transcript has 4 exons. Gene Ontology annotation, molecular function: GTP binding; GTPase activity.
UGGGUGCAGGCGUGUGCAGUGACAGUGAAAACGUUUUGUAGUAAGAUCGGAAGUACGAGGCUUUCAAAUGGUGGUUCAAGUCAAACACAACACAAAUCAUAGCGGCAAAACAAUGGAUGGAGCGCAGCAAAAAGUGGAAGCUAACAUAUUGCUGCUUGGAGCCGAAAAUGUGGGGAAGUCAGCGCUCACUGUACGAUUUCUCACACGAAGAUUCAUCGGCGAGUACGGCGAAAUAGAAUCCAUAUACAAUCACAACGACAAAAUCGAUGGACGGGACAUUUCUUUCAACAUCUGGGAUUCGCUGUACCCACAGAACUGUGAGACUACGGAAUCGAUCACUGAAAAGCAUUUGCAAUGGGCCGACGGUUUGAUUCUGGUGUACAGCAUAUGUGACCGCUCAAGCUUUGAAGUGGUCCGGCAACAGGUGCAUCGCAUCAAGCAAGCGAAGAAGACCUCCGGAGUUUCACCCAUCAUAAUCGUUGGAAACAAGCGUGACCUCCAACACCAACGCACUGUGUCUAGUGAAGAGGGCCGGCUCCUGGCGUUGUCUGCUGACUGUGGCUUCUUUGAAAUCUCGGCUGCUGAAGCGUACCAUGGCGUUCUGCUGGUGUUCCACGAACUGUUCGACCUCAUCAGGGAGGCAAGGGCCCUUAAGAAGGGUGGCUUCAAGGGCAUCGUAAGGAGCAUGUCGGCGGUUUUUGGGAGGAAACGCACUGAGUAGUACAGCCAUACCCUACUGGUUGAGUGAUAUUGUAAGAAAUGCAUGUUUUCAAAACUGUUGUUUUGAAUUGCUAGAUGACCGAGCCUGUUGGAGGAUACCCACGUGCUGCAUCCAUGGCCCCGAGUGGAGCAUGUGAAAGGGGAUUGGUUUUAUGUAGCUUGCAAGUUUGAACUGGGGAGGUAGAGUAGUUCUAAAAUGGCUUUAAAAUGUCUACUCUCAUACCUUUUUGACAAUAGGAAAUCAUUUUGAGAAUGAAAGGCGGUCGGCAUGUUGAACUGAAAGGAAUCCUGGGCUCUGUGUGAAGAAUGUUUUUUCUU